Molecule: messenger RNA, 5640 nt
Organism: Lymnaea stagnalis (great pond snail)
Lineage: Eukaryota; Metazoa; Mollusca; Gastropoda; Lymnaeidae
Source: the annotation of a GenBank genome assembly
AGUUAUUGUAAACUAAAGCAAUUGAUGUCGUCGCGAAACAGACUAGCAGAAAAAAACAACAUCAUGCCCGCCUUAUCUUGAAUAUGAAGUAGACAGUAAAAUGAACCAGUCUAAAGUAAGGCGAUUUCUGGGAUUUUCUAAAUGAUAGAAGAAUAAAGCUAUUUCCGACGAAAGAGUACAAUAGAUCGUUUCUAUGCCAAUAUGCAAGCAGUCCUUGUUCCAAAUGCCAUUAGGCCAUUUGGAAACAUGUCAGUGGCCAUAUUUAAAUAUACCAUAACUCCUUAUGUUAAAUAUCCAGUAGUCUUAUGUAAAUUAGUGGCCGACCGUUCUGUCAGUCUACGACGUCUUUCUGUUAGCCUAAGCCACAAUGUCUUUCUGUCAGUCUAAACCAGACUGUCGUUCUGCCAGUCUAAGUCAGUCAUUCUGUCAGUCUAAGUCAGACUGGCAUUAUGUCAGUCAAAGUCAGACUUUCUGUCAGUGUCUAGGUCAGACUGUCGUUCUGUCAGACUAUCGGCUGGCAAUCCUAUAUUCAUUAUUAUUCUACGUCUUGCUGUCAUCGUAUGUUAUAUAACUACUCCUACGUGAAAACUGACCACAGCUGCAAGAUGGUCUACUUCUUCAAUAUUUCCACACACACACAAAAUUAAAUAGACUUAUGCAAAGGUAAAUAGUUUUGUGAAAAAAAGAACUUAGGGAAUAAUAUUUAUUAUUAUUUUUGUUAUCAUUAAAAAAAAAAAAAUUUGGGAACCCUAGGUUUAUUCAAUUCUUUCAUUUGUGACAUUCAUUUUGAUUUAUUAUUAUCAUUGUCAUAGAUGUUGUCAUAGGGCAAAGGUGAAUAAUAUUGCCCCCGGGGGGGGGGGGAAUCAUAGGGAAUGGUAACAUUUCCAAUUAUUACAUUUUUGUUAAAAAUCUUAUUCAAUUCACUCAUUUAUUGAAAUUCAUCCUUAUCAUGCUAACAUUGUUAUUGGAGAAAUACAAAUAUUCCACCAUAUUAAUCACGUGAAUGGACACAACACAUGGAAAGAAAGAGGAUAGUGAAAACUAAAGCUUUGUAAAAACAAAAAUAGAAUACUGUAUUGUAAUUGUAUUAAUUGGGCAUAAAAAAUGCCUUUCAUUUAAAUCAGGCCUGCACAACAUACGGCCCGCGGGACGCAUGUGGCCCGCCAGUACCCACUUUGCGGCCCGCGAAGUAAUGAAACAUUCCUUUUUUAUUAUCAUUUUCUUAAUAGCUUUUGCCCCUGUCCCAUUAUCUUUCGGCCCGCACACGUUUUUCAUAAAGCAUUACGCCCCACACAAGAUUUUUUUUUAUAAAGUAUAACGGCCCACCUUACAUUUUGAGUUGUGCAGGCCUGGUUUUAAUCAUAAACCUACACACCGAAGUGUGCGUGUAUCUCUGUUGUUGUGUACAAUAAUUACGCAGUAGGCCGGCUGUAUUAUCAUACUAAACGUAACUGGUAACUCAACAUUCGUUCAACUUUUGCAUAAGCUGGGUCAAAUAUAAAAGUAGCAGAUACAUUUUUAAUGAUAAUGGCGGAUAAAUGAAAAAUUUAAAUGUUGACCAAUCAGAACGCGCGUUGCAACGAAACUAUAUGGUUUAUUGGAACCAGCGGCGUAGCGAGGGCGUUUGGCGCCCGGGGACAAGAUUCGCGCCCGGGGACAAGAUCCAUUUUAAAGUGCCCCCUUUUUCUUUUUUUCAACUCUCAAACUCAUUAUUUUCAUCCAUAAAAUAAUAUCAAAGCACAUUUUGGCGCCCCUAACUACCUGGCGCCAGGGGACAUCUGUCCCCCCUGCACCCCCCUCGCUACGCCUCUGAUUGGAACAAACAAUUCCUUCAAGGCUGAUGUCUGGACCUUUUAGUGGGCCAUACCAAUAAAAAAAAUACAUAGGCUAAGCUUUCGAUUGAUACCACCUAUGUCCAGGUAGCUUUGUAAUUAUAUUAUAAAAGCAAAGGGGGGCCAAGGGUCAACAUUAACAUGUAAGAUUUUUUGCCCCCCCCCCCCUUUUCCUAAAUCAAAAUUUUCUCUUACCAUACUUCUUUUUAAAAAAAACAAACAAAAUUCGUAACUACUUUAAAUGAUCUACUUUUUAAUUCAAAUGGUAAAAACCAACGUAUUCAUUAGAUGUGUUUCUAUUAACAAUCACGAUAAUCUCAUGUUUUAAAUUAAAAUAAUUAAAACAUCGAUACUUUCCCCCAAUCAAUUUUCGACGUACGAAGAACGUAGUCAUGAACGAGUUUCGAAUAUAGCUAAAUAUUUCGGUUUUGGCUGAAAGUCUCACUAAGCUUUUGGUUUCGGCUUCGGUUUUACGGCCAAAAUUCAUUUUUUUAAGUUUCGGCUCGGUUCCGGGCGAAAUCAGAUAAUUCCAUGCGGUCGGUCUGUAAUGUACACAUUUCAUAUGUGGUUAUGUCAAGUAACCAGCAGUCAUGAUUGGUGGAUGGGAUUGUGGUCUAAACUGAGUCAAUCCCCAGCUUCAAUCCCCAGCAAUGGCCAAGUCAAGCGAAAACAUCACCAGCGAUCCAGGUGGAUGGGAAUCGUUAACCUUGGAUAGCAACUCAUCUGAGAGAAGGCAACUCUGAAAUCAAACUCAGGAGAUGGAGUCCCGUAGUCGGUAUGACAAUGACACAGUGAAAAUUCCGCCAACUCUCGCGACGCUACUGGUUCCAAGCUGUGUCACCCACAUAUGAUGUUCCCUGGGGGGGUUAUCCAGGUCCGGUGAACUGUCUUGGCAACCAACUUUCACUUCUAGAGAAAAUCCCCAUGCCUUGUGAUUUCGCUAUACGAAGUCUACACAAUGUGACAUAAGGAUGCCGCCCACCCCCACCCCCCAACCCAAACGUAUAAUUGAAUUAUUGACAGCAGUUUAUAAGCCGGUAAUCCAUACGCAUUGGGUGCUGGGUGGCCGAGUGUUCUAAACUGAGCCAAUCUCAAGUUCAUUGAUCAAUCUCCCACCAAAGCCCAUAUCUAUAGCGAAGGAUGAUGUCUUGUAUAAAUCGUGUACGAGGAUCCAUUAUUAUUUUUUUCUAAAAAGAAUGCGUGAUUGCCCAAGAAAGUCACAUUAACUUACUAAUUCGAUCAGAUUUCCCCCGCAUGUUGACAGAGAUGCAUUUCCAUGUUGACAGAGAUGCAUUUCCAUGUUGACAGAGAUGCAUUUCCAUGUUGACAGAGAUGCAUUUCCAUGUUGACAGAGAUGCCUUUCCAUGUUGACAGAGAUGCAUUUCCAUGUUGACAGAGAUGCAUUUCCAUGUUGACAGAGAUGCAUUUCCAUGUUGACAGAGAUGCAUUUCCAGGAUAACUGCACAACGUAAACUCGUUUACACUUCUAGGAUCACUUGGCAGCUGGAGGUGUGACCGCGUGACCAGUUGCCAGGCGAUGGUGCGCGUUCAAGACGCGCGUGUUAAUCAGCACUGCUAGUUUUGUACUGCAUCCUGUAUUAUCAUUUGCUGGUUAAGGGCUUUAUCGGCGGUAGGCGCCUUUUAACUCUGUUCAACUUAAUAAGCCUUAAUAAAAAUGUAGACAUUCAUUUAUACAUAUUUUAAAAUUAUUAUUUUUAAAAAUAAAAUUGGAAUGUUUUUAUUGUACACAUUUCAGGUCCGGCAAGAAAAAAGAAAAAAAAAGCCAUGAUUAAGACUAGCCCGGCCCAAACAUGAAAUCAGAGAUUUUUUUCAGUUUAGUGAUGACCAUGGCAACCUUGACCUUGACAUUCUGUGAAACGAUUCCUCUCACGUUUGAAGUGGCCAACAUCGUCAUGGAACUGGAACAAGUCAUCGCUGACCAGUGAGUUCUUAACACCGCCAGUCUAUAUGCUGCUAGCGCGGUUUGAUUUAUUGAGUGAUAUAUUCUGGUAAAAGGUAAAGCUAUGCUUGAUUGGUGAUACGUGCCGGUAAAGCUAUGCUUGAUUGGAGAUACGUGCCGGUAAAGCUGUGCUUGAUUGGUGAUACGUGCCGGUAAAGCUGUGCUUGGUUGGUGAUACGUGCCGGUAAAGCUGUGCUUGGUUGGUGAUACGUGCCGGUAAAGCUGUGCUUGGUUGGUGAUACGUGCAGGUAAAGCUGUGCGUGAUUGGUGAUACGUGCAGGUAAAGCUGUGCUUGAUUGGUGAUACGUGCCGGUAAAGCUGUGCUUGAUUGGUGAUACGUGGCGGUAAAGCUGUGCUUGGUUGGUGAUACGUGCCGGUAAAGCUGUGCGUGAUUGGUGAUACGUGCCGGUAAAGCUGUGCUUGGUUGGUGAUACGUGCCGGUAAAGCUGUGCUUGGUUGGUGAUACGUGCCGGUAAAGCUGUGCUUGAUUGGUGAUACGUGCAGGUGAAGCUGUGCUUGAUUGGUGAUACGUGCCGGUAAAGAUGUGCUUGAUUGGUGAUACGUGCCGGUAAAGCUGUGCUUGAUUGGUGAUACGUGCCGGUAAAGCUGUGCUUGAUUGGUGAUACGUGCCGGUAAAGCUGUGCUUGAUUGGUGAUACGUGCCGGUAAAGCUGUGCUUGAUUGGUGAUACGUGCUGGUAAAGCUGUGUUUCAUUGGUAUUACUGCAGAGCUGUAUUUAAAUUUUUAAAAGACACUUUGAAUUAUGUCCCGUCGCGCCGCUAGCAGUGUCAGUAAACAAAAUUAAAAUGGCACCCACAAAGCCAUGAAAGGUAUUUUAAAGUAAUGUAUAUCUUUUCUUUCCAUCCUGAAUACUUUGCACUUGUGAACAAAGCGAUUGAUGGUAAUGUACACUAACCAAUAGCUUUUCUACACCCCCACCCCCACCUCCUUUUUUCUAGUUAUUUUUCGUUUAGCAUUAUAAAAAAGUUGAGGGUUAUUUCGUUUCAUAAAAAAAUUUCCGGUUCAGGUUUUGCUUCUGCUUAUAUUUCUCAGAUUUCUAACAUGUCUUUGUAAAGAGCCCUCAACCGACUGCACCCUGUACGGGGAGCGACUUGAGGACUUCAAAACCUACAGAAUCCUAUCUGUCCACCUGACGGGGUCUGUCGAUCAGGGCCCCGCUCACGUGCGAAACUGCAUGACCAUUUUCAUCAAGUCGGACAUGGUCAUCACGUGCAGCAAGGUGACAGAGAGCAUCUACACCACCAACCCUCAAAUGCGGGAACGCUGCCAGGCGUUGAAGCCCACAACCACCGGGGGAAGAUGCACGCAUUAUUCAGGGAUCGUGUGGAACUUAAUGCCGUUUCGAAUCACGAUGAACGAUUCUGUCUUCGAAACCUUAAGAUGCGAAAGGGCGUUCCGAGAUCUUCUCCAAAGUGAGCUAUUUUCAAGUGCAGACGCUUUGAACCAGGCGAUAGUGAUCACCAGUAUCACGCUCGGAAUCCUGCUGUUUCUCAUGUUCGUGGUCAUACAGUAUAUGAAACCCAAAAGGCAGUACCCCCUGGGUAGCGAUGUAUAAGCAACGUACAACACUCAUUUGAAAUUCUUUAAAUGCAAGUUUUACAGAGAGAGUUCAUCAAAGCAACAUCUAUAAUAUAUAGCUGCAGAGAAGGUUUAGACAAGACAUCCCUAUUUAUAGUUACAGAGAAGCUUUACAGUAGAUAUCAAUUUAUAGCUAUGAAGAGGGUUCGGAUGCCUCGUUUAUGUAUAGCUAUAGGGAUUAGGAGAAUAGACAUCUAUGUGUAGCUUUAUGAGUGCAGGGAAUGUUUCAUUAAUUUUUAUGUCAAUGGUC